UCUACCAAAGGAACCCAAUUAGUUGUUAAAAACGCAGACUCACAGAAAGACAAAGAACAGAAAAGAAUGCAUCACACAACUAGCCAGUGGGCCACGAACCCGGCCAUAUAUGGACUACCAUCUACCACUCCCACUGCCAAUGGCCAUACUAUGGCCCAUGCUAUGACCACUGUUGAUAGUGGGUCAGCGGGAUUGGGGGUUCCUGGUACCGGUUUGGGAUUCUCGGGUGGGGGAAAUAAUCCCGGACAGGUAGCGGCCGCUUUGAACUGUCUGUCACAAAUCAACGCUGCUGCUAGUCUGUUAAACAGUGUCAAUGGUGCAACCGCGCAGACUAAUGUUCUAAAUGGCUCUUCAGCACAACCGGCAAAUACGCUUUCUGCCACAGAAAUAGCACAGGCACAAGCAGCAGCUCUUUUGAGUGGAGCCGGCGGUUUCUCUCCGGUGCUCGGGGGUGGGGACCCCACCUUAUCUGGUGCAUAUUUCCUACCCGCAGUUGUAGCGGGUGGGGGUCCCUCUCCCACCCCCACCUCACACCUCUACGCAACCCUUGCAGUCCACCCCCACAACUAUGCGAAUAAUUACGCAUCAGCCACGUCCCUGUUGCAAGCAGCCAACACUCUCUCCUCCAACCCGAUUGGUCAAUCCAUGUUGGCCAAUCAAAUCGCAGCUCUCCAGAGCCAACAUCAACAGCAGCAACAAAACAGCCAAUUACAUUCAAUCCUUGAAGCCACAGGCGCAUUUAACACAACAACAACUCAACGAAGCGUUGCUGAUUCGUCAUCUGUUUUAACCAAUCAGAAUGAAGUAGCCUCAACCCCCACCCCAACAAGUGCUGAUUCAUCCACAGGUGCGUCACUAAACGGGGGUUCUUCUUCUUCGUCGGCAAAUAUGAGUCACCAGGCAGCUGUAACUGCGGCUGCUUUGCAGCUGCUAGCUAAUCAACAACAACAACAACAACACCAGGCUAACGCACAGGCACAACUAACUGCAUCAUCAUUAGGUCUGCCAUUUCUGAGUGGAAACAUCUCUUCUUCAGUGUCUCCCUUUCUCUUAGCCUCCUCUCUUGCCAAACAACAACAACAACAACAACAACAACAACAACAAAAUUUCGCAACCUCCCCUCUCGGUUUGAAUCUAGGCACCAGCCCCCACCCCAACCCCCACGAACGCCAGAGGGAGGGGCCAGAGGGCUCUAAUUUGUUCAUAUACCACCUGCCGCCAGAUUUCUCAGACAAAGAUCUUCGAGAGACGUUCAUGCCGUUCGGAAAUGUGAUCAGCGCAAAAGUGUUUAUAGACAAAAACACCAAUCUCAGCAAGUGUUUCGGUUUCGUGAGUUACGACAAUCCAAAUGUGGCUCAAGUGGCCAUAAGAGCCAUGGAUGGCUGCCAAGUGGGCCAUAAGAAACUAAAAGUGGAACACAAAAAACACAGACCACCAACUCAGAACCAUACAAAGGGUUCCAUGAGUACCAUCUCGAGGCCAUACAAAACUCAGUCACCUGUUAUGCCUUCAAAUGAUAGCAUGAGUCAUCAUUACCAAGAAUACCAACUUCGACAACGCCACUCCUUGGGUAUGCAGUCUAAAGUCCUCGAAGAACCCGGGAACCUCCCCUCGGAUCCGACAUAUAGAGAUCUUGGGGUCUCCGAAUCAGACUCGGCAGGUUCGGUUGCCGACUCGUUUUACGCGCAGCACAAGCUAAUCACGAGUAGUGCCGAGUACUCGUUACUAUCAUCACCUCGGCCCUCGUCGGCAAUAAGCGAAAAGUGCUCGGAAAAUACUGCAUCAUGCGAGUCGUUCAUAUGGAAAUGAACGAUUUUGAAAAACAGAAGACAAUCCUGAUUUGUUUGAGCUUGAAAAACAA
Messenger RNA from Symsagittifera roscoffensis, 1861 nucleotides. RefSeq lists its product as uncharacterized. The record is from RefSeq and is a predicted model, not a curated record. Gene Ontology annotation, biological process: positive regulation of mRNA splicing, via spliceosome; regulation of alternative mRNA splicing, via spliceosome; mRNA splice site recognition. Lineage: Eukaryota; Metazoa; Xenacoelomorpha; Acoela; Convolutidae. Gene Ontology annotation, cellular component: cytoplasm; spliceosomal complex; nucleus. Gene Ontology annotation, molecular function: mRNA 3'-UTR binding.